Molecule: messenger RNA, 594 nt
Organism: Pisolithus orientalis
Lineage: Eukaryota; Fungi; Basidiomycota; Agaricomycetes; Boletales; Pisolithaceae
Exons: 1
Coding region: 1-594 (197 amino acids)
Source: RefSeq, a predicted model, not a curated record
AUGCACGACCACUCGCCACCCUCCUCAGCGCACGUGCCUUCCCAUUCGUCUCGCUUAUCUAUUUCCCACUUGUCCCACCCACAAUCCUAUCCAGUACACUACAGCACGCCCUCACCAGAUUCUUCCCACUCUGUUUCAGUCUCCCCACAUUCCCAAGCGUCUGAACCCUCCCCACCAAACUACUCGGCAUACCGCAACGAGGGCAACCAUGACACUACGACGUCUUAUUCUUCCUUGGAUGGUAUGUCGAACGGGUACAUACCCGGUUCUUCUACUCAUAUCGGCCUGCCACCAUCGUAUCAUGCUACCCAUCAUCCCAUGGGAAUCCCCCAACAAAAUCUCCCUAGAUACGAUUCUCCGCCUCCCAUUCUGGCGCCCAUCCAGGAUGAGCGUGUCGUAAGGGGUGACAUGGGACGUUUGGCGCAGCACAUUCAGGUUCCCAGUUUGUCUACUUCGGCGACUUUGGGAGCGUCAGCGUAUACGAUGUCUCAUCAUCCACAUGCCCACUCGUCUAUCGGUGGGUAUUCGUACCACGCAUCCCCACUGUCUAUGGGGCAGGGAUGGAAGUCCGAGCUGCUCAGGGGGCGGUCGUAG